Molecule: messenger RNA, 1902 nt
Organism: Eucalyptus grandis
Lineage: Eukaryota; Viridiplantae; Streptophyta; Magnoliopsida; Myrtales; Myrtaceae
Product: LEAF RUST 10 DISEASE-RESISTANCE LOCUS RECEPTOR-LIKE PROTEIN KINASE-like 2.7
Exons: 3
Coding region: 1-1902 (633 amino acids)
Biological process (GO): protein phosphorylation
Molecular function (GO): ATP binding; polysaccharide binding; protein kinase activity
Source: RefSeq, a predicted model, not a curated record
AUGGGUACAGAGCGUUGUAGUAUUGCCAGAGCGUUAGCUUACAUUCUCUUCCUCUCCAUCUUGGUAGUGUCAACCCUAUCAGUGACAUAUGAGGAUUGUGAGGCCACUAGGUGUAGCAGGAGUGGUCCGAACAUAAGCUAUCCCUUUUUUGUUGCUGGAAGUGGGCAGGAACUUUGUGGCUACCCCGGCUUCAAGGUUAGAUGUGAAGGAGGGGAAAUUAUGUAUGGCAGCUUCCCUAUCCGAAGCAUCUCUUAUGAGAAGCAAUCCUUUCGGUUAGCAACUCGGUAUAUGAAUGACACUGGUUGCUUCGUUCCUCGUCCCAACACCUAUUAUCACUAUAAUCUCUUCCAGAAAUCCAGUUCACAGUAUUACCUAAAGUUCUUCUAUGGCUGCACUGAUACAUUUUCUACAGAUUUGCCUCAAUCUCGGCUAAAUUGCACUUCUGAUCAAUUAAAUUACACGUUUGUUCUGCUAACACAUGGGGAAGAAUUGGCAGUACCGAAGGAUGGAGACUAUAAUUCAAGCAGUAGAAUACCAGUUGAACUGAAGGAGGGAAUCCCCAACCCAACCAUAAAUAGUGUUGACUACAGGGAGCUCCUGAAGGAUGGGUUCGCAUUGGACUGGACAUUGUUGACCAAUAAGGGUUGUGCCAAGUGCAUACACAGUGGAGGCCGAUGUGGCAGAUCAAAAGACCGAGACUUUGUUUGUCAUUGCUCUGAUGGAUCUAGCCGCGAAAAUUGUGACGCUGGUAAAGGUAACAGCUUAUUGAAGAAAGGUGCCAUUGUUACUUCAUUAUGUGGGGUGUGUGCUGUUGCAAUGAUUCUAGCAUAUCUUUGUAAAAAGAGAUUUUGCAAUAAAAAAUCCAUGGUCCCGUGGAGCAAGAAGAUGAAUGGGUUUGAUAUAUUUGAGGUUGCUUUUGAAAAUGAUGGGAUGCCAAUUCCGAGAAGAUAUUCUUAUGCUGAGAUCAAGAGAAUGACGAACUCAUUCAAAGAAAAGCUUGGCCAAGGAGGCUAUGGUUCUGUGUACAAAGGCAAUCUCCCAAAUGGUCGUCUUGUGGCAGUGAAGAUCCUAAGCACACUAAGAGGAAAUGAUGAAGAAUUCAUCAAUGAGGUAAAUAGUAUAAGAAGAACUUCCCAUGUCAACAUUGUUAAUCUACUAGGUUUCUGCUUUCACAAAAGCAAAAGGGCUCUUGUCUAUGAGUUUAUGGCCAGUGGAUCUCUAGAGAAAUUCAUAUAUGAAGAUAACUAUAGCAAGCUAGGUCAUUGCCACCUUGGAUGGGACACCUUGUACCAAAUCUCCCUAGGCAUUGCUCAAGGACUCGAAUACUUGCACAGAGGUUGCAACUCAAGAAUAUUGCACUUCGACAUAAAGCCGCAUAACAUUCUUCUUGAUGAAAAUUAUCACCCCAAGAUCUCUGAUUUCGGCCUUGCAAAAAUAUGCCAUCAAGAUGAGAGCACCAUCUCACUAUUUGGUGCGCGAGGAACGGUGGGGUUUAUUGCCCCAGAAGUGUUUUGCAGGAACAUUGGCGGAAUAUCUCACAAAUCGGACGUUUACAGCUUUGGUAUGACGGUGCUUGAGAUGGUCGGCGGGAGGAAAAACAUAGUGGCAGGUGUUGAUCGAACCAGCGAAGCAUUCUUCCCGCAUUUGAUUCACAAGCGUCUUGAACUUCAGGAAGAGCUUGGACUGCAGAAUAUUGUGAAUGAAGGAGACAGAGAGAAGGCUAGGAAGAUGAUAAUAGUGAGCUUGUGGUGCAUACAGACCAAUCCUUCAAAUAGGCCGAUGAUGAGUGAGGUGGUGGAUAAAUUAAGAGGCAGUGUUGAUUGCUUGCAGGUUCCUCCCAAGCCCUAUUUGUCUUCUCCAUCCAUAUCAUUACCAACUAGUUCAAUGUCCAUGACUAUGUGA